CUGGCAACAGUGCCCCGUCGCCAUCGGCCUCAGUCGGAACAGGUAAUCUGUGGCAAUCGGAGCGGCAGUGUUCGAAGCCCGAAUAAAAGUGAUGAGGCCGAAGAGUGAUCUCGAGAUAAACCUCAAGUUAGGGUAAUAUGACGGCCGAUACGUCAGCGAGCGCGAGUACGAGUGUGAGUAUGGGGCGGAAAGGCGAGAAAGAAGUGAUUCACUCGGGGCACUUCAUGGUCUCGGAUUUCGAGGCUGAUGCCCAAGAUGACGAAGAGAACGUCCUCCUGGAGAUCCCUGGCGACGGGGGCAUCGCCAGCAGCGGCUUCACCCUGGCAGGACCCGGGGUCGAGGCCCAGGACCAGGGCGUCAUCACAUACCAUGCCACAGGGAUGGACAGGGCGAGUAGGGUGGAGACUGUGAGCAUCGACAGCUCCCUCACCAAGCUCUUCAAGACGAUGUCCAUUGCUUACAGCCACAAGAUCUCGUCGCCAAAAUGGAACAGAUUUAAGGGCCUGAAACUGUCUUGGAAGGACAAGAUUCGCCUCAACAACGUCAUCUGGCGGUGCUGGCAUAUGCAGUUUAUUCGAAGGAAGAAAAUGACGGUUUGUCAGUUCGCCCUCGAUGUAGACAUACACAAUAAGCCUGAGUCCUUCUCCCUCGAGUGGAAACCGGAUGAGUCACGUGAGGACCCCGGCGCCUCAGAAUCCUCGCGG
Molecule: messenger RNA, 704 nt
Organism: Penaeus indicus
Lineage: Eukaryota; Metazoa; Arthropoda; Malacostraca; Decapoda; Penaeidae
Product: MLX-interacting protein-like
Exons: 5
Biological process (GO): regulation of transcription by RNA polymerase II
Cellular component (GO): nucleus
Molecular function (GO): RNA polymerase II cis-regulatory region sequence-specific DNA binding; DNA-binding transcription factor activity, RNA polymerase II-specific
Source: RefSeq, a predicted model, not a curated record